Messenger RNA from Impatiens glandulifera, 447 nucleotides. RefSeq lists its product as uncharacterized. Lineage: Eukaryota; Viridiplantae; Streptophyta; Magnoliopsida; Ericales; Balsaminaceae. Bases 1 to 447 code for a protein of 148 amino acids. The transcript has a single exon. The record is from RefSeq and is a predicted model, not a curated record.
AUGAAGAAGGGAUCAAUGAAGAAGAUGGAUGAACUCAACACCCUUGGCGUUGAAGGAUGCGCGAUUGUGGAGGAGGAAAAUCAAGAGGUUUGUCCCAAUGAGGCAAAGGCUGAGAGUGUGGUGGCCCGAUUUAACAUGAUGUCAGAUGUGAAUCCGUCCAAAAGGAUGGAAAAUCAGGAGGUAAUUUUUAAUAAAAUAAUUUCUGAUUUAGAGGAAAAACUGAAUAAACAAAUCAAAGCUAAUAAAGAAAAAGAGAGUACUUUGUUGAUGUAUGGUUACCUUAAUGGAGAAGUGAGUCCGGAAAGAAAAUUGGGAGUGGAUGAGCACAAUGAUCUUAAUAGGGUGAUUGAUCAAAAGUUGGAAGAAAUUGGUGAGAGGAUGCGAGCGCUUUCGGCGGUUCAAGAUUCAGUUAAUCCUUCAAGGGUUAAGGGAGAUGUAGCUGAAUGA